AUGGGAGAGUUCCUGAGCUCCUUUCAUUCUAUCUUCGGUCAAUUUGCUGGUGACAUGAUUAUCAAGGACUCACUGCAAUAUAGUGCAUGCUACACCGAAAUGGAGAGCAAGAAUAUUAAAUUCCCUGCAGAAGCGCAUCUGUUCCCCAGCUACUUUCGUCUGAAAGUUGGCGUGGCCGAAGCCUACUCCUUUAUGUUAUUCCCAACCGCACAAUUCUCCGAAGCCGAAUGCCUCCGAUACUGCCUACUGCGGAUACUAUGUUUGACAUCGGGUUUCAGCUGGAUAAAUGACAUCAUGUCAUUUUACAAAGAAAUGGCUGAGAUGGGCAACUGUAAUUUCGUCACGAACUCGGCCGGAUGUACAGGGCUGACUGAGAUUGAGUUUCUGAGGAAGCUCUGUGAUGAUACAAGCGACGUGAUUCGGACUUUGCAUACGUUUGGGAAGGCCCACCCCGUGCUAUCGAAGGUUCUUGAGGCUUUUGUUUUUGGCUAUUUUGGGUAUCAUCUGACGCAGACGCGGUAUAGAAUGGAGGAUUUAGAUCUGACAUUCGUUUCUGAUGCCAGAGAACGGCUCAAAGUUUCGACUGCGAGCGGAGAAUAA
Messenger RNA from Penicillium hordei, 600 nucleotides. RefSeq lists its product as uncharacterized. Gene Ontology annotation, molecular function: carbon-oxygen lyase activity, acting on phosphates. The record is from RefSeq and is a predicted model, not a curated record. NCBI's taxonomy places the organism in Eukaryota, Fungi, Ascomycota, Eurotiomycetes, Eurotiales, Aspergillaceae. The coding region runs from base 1 to 600 and encodes 199 amino acids. The transcript has a single exon.